This is a messenger RNA of Staurois parvus, 306 nucleotides long. NCBI's taxonomy places the organism in Eukaryota, Metazoa, Chordata, Amphibia, Anura, Ranidae. The record is from the annotation of a GenBank genome assembly.
CUGUUACUGUGUUCCGCGAGUCUCUGGUCAUCUCCUGUUACUGUGUCCGCAGUCUCUGUCAACCCCUGUACUGUGUCCGCAGUCUCUGGUCAUCUUCCUGUACUGUCCGCAGUCUCUGGUCUUCUCCUGUACUGUUGUGCCAGCACGUCUCUGGUCAUCUCCUGUACUGCUGUCCCGCAGUCUCUGGUCAUCUCCUGUACUGUCUCCGCUAGUCUCUGGUCAUCUCCAGUACUGUGUCUGCAAUCUCUGGUCAUCUCCUGUACUGUGUCCGCAGUCUCUGGUCAUCUCCUGUACUGUGACCGCAGU